Messenger RNA from Sardina pilchardus (European sardine), 4992 nucleotides. RefSeq names its product glycogen synthase kinase 3 alpha a (gene gsk3aa). NCBI's taxonomy places the organism in Eukaryota, Metazoa, Chordata, Actinopteri, Clupeiformes, Clupeidae. Gene Ontology annotation, cellular component: axon; cytosol; nucleus. Gene Ontology annotation, biological process: negative regulation of TOR signaling; insulin receptor signaling pathway; protein phosphorylation. The transcript is spliced from 10 exons. Gene Ontology annotation, molecular function: protein serine/threonine kinase activity; ATP binding. The coding region runs from base 142 to 1455 and encodes 437 amino acids. The record is from RefSeq and is a predicted model, not a curated record.
AGUAGGGGAGACGCAGGGAAACAGAUCAUUUCGUCUCUUUUAUUUCAUAACUAUUCAACUCAUAAGAGGAGUAGUCGACACUCGAACAGAUAUCGGAUAGGAAAACCCUAAAUCCCCCGCCCCGCCACCCUUGCAAUAGAUAUGAGCGGCAGCGGGAGGCCCAGGACAAGCUCUUUUGCUGAGCCUCAAGGCGCUCCCGGAGCCGCUUCAUCAUCCGCUGGAUCAGCCGCUGUCGUGGGGAGCAACACAGGAAAGACCGGGGUCUCGCAGGCCUCGGGCACAUCUUCGUCUGGGUGCGGAAAUUUGAAGCUGGCCAGGGACAGCGGAAAGGUGACGACGGUGGUGGCCACCCCUGGGCAAGGCCCAGACCGCCCUCAGGAAGUGUCUUACACAGACAUUAAGGUAAUUGGGAAUGGCUCCUUCGGAGUGGUGUACCAGGCUCGCCUCGUCGACAGCCAGGAGUUGGUGGCCAUCAAAAAGGUGCUGCAGGACAAACGCUUCAAGAAUCGGGAGCUUCAGAUCAUGAGGAAGCUGGACCACUGCAACAUAGUGAGGCUCCGCUACUUCUUCUACUCCAGCGGGGAGAAGAAGGAUGAGGUCUAUCUGAACUUGGUGCUGGACUACGUGCCAGAGACGGUGUACAGAGUGGCACGACACUUCAACAAAGCCAAGACCAUCAUUCCCAUCAUCUACGUCAAGGUGUAUAUGUAUCAGCUGUUCCGCAGUUUGGCGUACAUCCAUUCCCAGGGCGUGUGUCACAGAGACAUCAAGCCCCAGAACCUGCUGGUGGACCCUGAGACGGCUGUCCUUAAACUGUGUGACUUCGGCAGUGCCAAGCAGCUGGUCCGCGGCGAGCCCAACGUCUCGUACAUCUGCUCGCGGUACUACCGCGCCCCCGAGCUCAUCUUCGGCGCCACCGACUACACGUCCAACAUCGACAUCUGGUCGGCGGGCUGUGUGCUGGCGGAGCUGCUUCUGGGCCAGCCCAUCUUCCCCGGGGACAGCGGCGUGGACCAGCUGGUGGAGAUCAUCAAGGUGCUUGGGACCCCAACAAGGGAACAGAUCAGGGAAAUGAACCCCAACUACACAGAGUUCAAGUUCCCCCAGAUAAAAGCACAUCCCUGGACAAAGGUCUUUAAGCCGCGUACCCCGCCCGAGGCCAUCUCCCUGUGCAGUCGCCUGCUGGAGUACACGCCCAUGACGCGCCUCUCGCCGCUGGAGGCCUGUGCCCACGCCUUCUUCGACGAGCUGCGCCAGCCGGGCGCGGGGCUGCCCAACGGCCGCACCCUGCCCCAGCUCUUCAACUUCACCACGACUGAGCUGUCCAUCCAGCCGCAGCUGAACUCCUCCCUCAUUCCGCCUCACGUCCGCGCACAGACCUCGGCCAGCUCACACGAUGGUCCUGGAUCAGAUGGUUCUGCACAGCCCGGUUCAGCUCUCAACAAUAGCACCUGAACAAUCACUAUUGAUCACACAUACAUUCAUACGCACACACACACACGCAUACACACCCACACAUGCAUACACACACACACACACACACACACACACACACACACACUAACACACGCAGUAGCACGUAAAUCAACUCCUCAACAUGCGUAACUGACCAUAAGCACACAUACCUGAACUCACACCUACAGUACAUGCUAGAAUACUCAACUUAAACCAUUACCUCAACCAUACUGUUAAAAUAAAAAAUAUAAAACACACACACACACACACACACACACACACACACACACAGUGCACACUCAGCUCCCACCCCAACACACACACAUACACGCACACACUCAAACAAACACAUGCCGACAACAUGCACACAUAUUGUUCCUGAUUCUUAUUUAUUUUAUUUUGUUAUAAAUAGAGAAAAACACACACACACACACACACACACACACACACACACACACACAAACACCCUGUAAUGUGUUCAGAUGUACAUAAAGAGUUCCAUAUUUCAGUCCCACUGCACGGACAGUUCUCUUCCUGAAGUUCAAAACCAGUGAUAGAGCAAGGGACAAACCAGAGAGCAGAAACUCACCCAGUCGAUGUAAGCUACCUAUGAAUCUCUCUCUCUCACUCACACCCACCCACACAUGCACACACACACUGUACACACUGUACACACCCAGAUUUGCAAUCCCGACACACAUACACUUACCCACACAGCCACACUUGUACCUGCACACAGACACACACACCCACACACAGCAACCCCCGGUCUCUCUUAUUCCAGACAAACAGUGGUAUCAGUCCUGUGAAAUGGGUGUUUGUACUACGGACAGAGCAGCUCUCACUGAAGCAUGUGUCCUCUCAUUACACCCGUAUUCACUACUUUUGGGGAUUGUUAUUGGACCUAUGGUCUUGAUUUAUGGAGUAUGGUUGUCAGACCUGUAUUCAUGUCCAUGGGUCGAUUAGGUGUGUUAAUGUAUUCAUGUAUAUAGGUCGGUUAUAAUAGCUGUACUCAUGUCAAUGGGAAUUUGUACAUCACUACUCAUGAUUAUGGCGAUUGUUAUAACACCUGUAUUCAUGUUUAUAGACAGCAGAACAUGCAGUGGCUGGAGGGGCAGGUCCUCUAUUUAAGAGUCUGCUUUUAUUGAGAUUUUUUUUUCUUUUUUUAUAUAAAUCUUAAUUUAUUUGACUGCACAGACAAUGAUGUUGAAAUACAAGAGACUUUCUGCCACCAAACACCAGGUCAGAUGUUUUAGCUUUGGGUUGAAAUGAACGAAAAAAAUAUUAGGUGCAGGUCCCUCUGAUAAAAGACAAGAGAAAAAGAUGUCAAGUACAUAAUGUGGUCACAACAGUGAGCUUUUCAGAAACAGGGAAAACGAAGAAGCUAUGGUUUUAUACUUUUAUUGCAUUGUAUUUUUUAAAGUCCUUUUUUUGUCCCUCCUUUUUUUCCUUGUAAAUGUAUUUAUUGUUUUAAAUCAUUUUUGAAUGGCAAGGGGCGUAAAGGGUUAAAGUGGGUGGGCUGGGUAAGAGAAGGGUGGGUAAGAGAGGGGUGGUGUGCCCGUGUGAUUGGGAGCAGUCGAUCAUCAUCUCCCAAGGGUCGAGUCUUAUAUUUAAGUCUUAACGUGCAUCCCUAGGUGGGAUCCCCUUUUAAAAGCCACACCUACCACAGUGUACAUACUUAAUCCGCAAUGAAAAAUAUAACAGGAAAUAAAGCAGUCGCUGGUAUAACUCCGUGGAUGUUGUCAGUAGAGAAAACUGAGAGAUUGGAGGAUGUGAGAGAAGAUUACUGUAUGUGUCCACUUAGUUGUAUUGGUCUGGGUUUUGUAAAAGAUGCACCACAGUCACAAAGCAUUUCUGUUGCUCAGUACAAUGGACUAUUCAAACAGGGAUUCAUAUAUUCCACAGGGCGUCCGUAUGAGUUGUAGUGAAUGCUAAUGAAAAAUGUUGUAUAUUAUCCGUGGAGCAAGUGUUAGGGAUUGUGCACUCUUUUUUUUUUUUUUUUUUAAUCAUUAUUGGCAAAGCUAUAACUGGUCUGCGGUUCAAGGACAUUCUAUUGGGACUUGGAAAGUGAACUGUGGUGUAUUCUCUGGUAGAGUCUGGGUAUUUAUUCCUCUUAAUUCCUUUUAGACGAUAUAAGAGACUGGUCGCUAGUAGAGAGUAGCUGAAGUAGAAAAAGACUCGCGUGGCUGUGGCUGUCUUGUGCGAUUUUUUUUUUCUUCCUUUAUUUUUUUUUCUUUCUGCGUUGCAUUACGUGCGCAACUCAGAAUGUUGCACCUUCCAAUGUACUAGAUAAGAUCAUAAACGCAUCAGUAUUGAUCCGUAGCAAUCCAGCCGCAUCUUCUGAAAUGUACAGUGUAACUUCCGCCUUUGCCUCUCCUAUAGAACAAAACAUCUCUUCUGCUUCUUCCCCCCUUCCCAAUCCUCUGUUCCUUCUCGGUCCCAUGUUGCACUUGUCUGCCGUCUGUGAAGAUCACCUUUUUAUUUACCUUUCCUUGCUUUUUUUCAGAACAUUGUUUUUUGUUUUUUUGUUUUGUUGUUGUUGUCAGGUGUUCUGUGGAAGUGGUGUGGCUCUGUCCAUAUUCACUCCAGGCACUCGUGUCUGUUUGUAAAUAUUGUUGUAUCUCAAGCCUGUGUUCCCAGAUGUAAAUACCAAACUGUACCACUUUUCUCUGUUUUUUGAUUUAGAAUGUAUCUCCGUCUUGGUCAUCUCUCUCUCUUCCUCUCGCUCAAUAUGUGGUUGGCUGCCUCAUAUUGGGAAGCUGGAGAACAGCUAAUUGCUUUUUUCUUUUUUUAUUUAUUGUGGUUUUAGCUGGUGUCGUUUCAUGUGAGGCCAUAAUUGUACUUACCUGUGAUUAGUGUGUGCGUGCGUGUGCGUUCCGAGUGAGUGAGUUUGCCUUUUUAGGCUAUGUACUGGCUUGUUUGGCACAGUCAUCAUUUUAAAGUAAGGGAUGCUAUGCGACAGUGUAUGUGCGAGCAGAUAAAAUCAGGUUAAAGCCUACUCUUGGUGUUGAUGUCUCCCCCCUUUGACAAGGUUUCUCAAAUAAUCCGGGGCGAACUGACAGCAGUGUUAGAAGAAUAAAGAAAAAAUAAGUUUCUGUAAACACACUGAAGUUUUGUGACGUCUGGCAGUGGGUCUACUGCUGCUUAACGCACCCUAUUGUGGCUGUAGUUUGUCAUUUGAUUGGGUGCAUGCUGAACUGUAGAUCCUUGAGCCAUGAUGGUGUUGGCAAGGAACACCCCUGCAAACACCUAGCAACUGUCAAGUUUUUUUGUUUUGUUUUGGUCUCAUAUGUUUCUAAAGCUGGACUGGCUGGAUAUUGUCGCAAACAUAUUGUUCCCUGUGAGUACCUGAUAACUGUAGCUUUUUAUUUUAUUUUAUUUUUUGAUGCAGCGAGUGUGUCAUGUUUUAAGAGCUGAUGCCAGAGCUUUGGUCAAGUUCUGCUGACUGGAAGAGGGUGAGAGAGAGAAGAGGGGAGAUAACAUGCUUGUCAGUCUGAUUUGAACUCAUUAAAUAAAGAGAUGAAACUUCCAACGGUC